Messenger RNA from Zingiber officinale, 753 nucleotides. RefSeq names its product ethylene-responsive transcription factor ERF014-like. The transcript has a single exon. NCBI's taxonomy places the organism in Eukaryota, Viridiplantae, Streptophyta, Magnoliopsida, Zingiberales, Zingiberaceae. The record is from RefSeq and is a predicted model, not a curated record. Gene Ontology annotation, molecular function: DNA-binding transcription factor activity; DNA binding. Bases 1 to 585 code for a protein of 194 amino acids. Gene Ontology annotation, biological process: regulation of DNA-templated transcription.
AUGGGGAAGAGUAGUGCAAUUCACUCCCCUGGCUCCAAUCACAGCCUAAGCAUGGGCAGUAGCAGGAAGAGGCAGUACAAGGGAGUGAGGAGGAGAAGCUGGGGAUCCUGGGUCUCGGAGAUCAGAGCACCCCAUCAGAAGACGAGGAUAUGGCUUGGCUCUUAUUCGUCGCCGGAGGCUGCGGCGAGGGCCUAUGAUGCAGCUCUUCUCUGCAUCAAAGGCUCGUCAGCCAGUCUCAACUUCCCAGCCUCCCUCCCACCACACCACCUUCCUUCAGCUGCCAUGUCCCCAAAGUCAAUCCAAAGAAUCGCUGCUGCAGCCGCUGCCAAUGCCACCGUUGUAGGAUCAUUUGCAUCUCCUCCUCCUCCUUCGCCUUCUCAAUCCAUGGAUGCCAAUGAAGACCAUCAUCCUAUAAUGACAAGUUCAACUACUUCAACAGCAGACGAAAAGAUGGAUGAUGAAUCUUGGAUUGAAGUUGGAACCUUUCAAUCACCAAAGUUCAUGGAUCAGAUGAUCAACCCACUAAUCUAUUCCUGGGAGGAGUGUGAGGAGAUUGGUGACUUCAACCUAUGGAGCUUCUUCUAAGAAAAUAGCUGUAGGUUUAGAAUUUUUACUACUGUCAUCUUAUGAACACCACAUUUGUUUUAGCUAAUCUAUCUACUAGAUUUGAUCUGUUAAUUUUCCACAAGUUAUUCUAUGAAAAGAUUGCAGGCAGCUGUAUAACUUUGUUCUUAAUGUAUUCUACUGUAAUUU